Molecule: messenger RNA, 2458 nt
Organism: Bactrocera latifrons
Lineage: Eukaryota; Metazoa; Arthropoda; Insecta; Diptera; Tephritidae
Gene: Naglu
Product: alpha-N-acetylglucosaminidase
Source: RefSeq, a predicted model, not a curated record
UCAGUUGUUAUUUUAAUUCUGAACGAUGAGGUUGAUCAUAAUUCUUAUUACAACAAUUGCACUUCUCUUCUUUUGCAUGUAACGCAGUUUGAUAUGCAACAUUUUAUGGUUUCUAUUCCGGUGCGUAACAGACAGAGAAGGUGGUUUUCCAACACGGGAACACGCCAAGUAUAACUGAAUGCUCAAGAUCUGCUGUCAUUGAUCUAAGUGAUGUUGAAACACCUACAGGAACACAAGAAUCCGCCGUUCGAGAUUUAAUUAUACGCACAAUUGGCGAAGAUGCCUCAAAAAGUUUCGUUAUACAUGUUGAUAAGACAAUGCCAUCCAGAAGUUUUCAAAUUAAGAAGAUAGAAGCAUCCACGUUAAGUAUUGUUGGGUCAGACGGGGUUGCAGCGGCGAAAGGUUUUCAUCAUUACCUCAAGUAUUACUUGCAUAAGCAUAUUGACUGGACAAACACUAAAGUUGAGUUGCAAUUGCCAACUCAGCUUCCAAAUGCCACGAUUUUCUCUAAAUCUGCCAGCAACUUCAUUUAUUACCAAAAUGUUUGUACAUGGAGCUACAGUUUUGCAUGGUGGACUUUUUCCAAUUGGCGCCGCCACAUCGAUUGGAUGGCAAUGAUGGGUGUUACCUUAACAUUAGCACCUAUUCAAGAGCACAUUUGGCACGAAAUCUAUGUUGAAAUGGGCCUGACGAAAGAUGAAAUAGAUGAUCAUUUUGCAGGCGCAGCAUUUCAAGCGUGGCAGCGCAUGGGAAACAUUCGUGGCUGGGGCGGACCGAUACCAYAUUCAUAUAGACGUAUGCAAAAAAUACUGCAACAGCGAAUUUUGAAAGCAGAACGUGAUCUUGGUAUGCGUGUAGCUUUGUCGGCCUUUGCGGGACAUGUACCUGUCGCCAUGACUCGAAUUUUUCCGAACAACACCUUUACACCUGUAGAACGUUGGAACCACUUUCCAGAUAAAUACUGCUGUGGCCUUUUCCUCGAUCCUAGCGACCCGCUAUUUAAUCAAAUUGCAGUCAAAUUUCUUAACAAGACCAUUGAARCUUACGGCAGUGAUARUAUAUACUUUUGCGAUCCAUUCAAUGAAAUUCAGCCAAGGUUCGCAAAUGCUGAAUAUAUGAAUGCCACGGCAUUUCAUAUUCACGAGUCCAUGCGUUUAGUGGACAACUCGGCGGUUUGGCUCUUACAAGGAUGGAUGUUUGUAAAGAAUAUUUUUUGGACAGAUGAAUUGAUCAAAGCUUUUCUGUUGGCAGUGCCGCUUGGCAAAAUGCUAGUAUUAGACCUACAAAGUGAACAAUUUCCUCAAUAUGAACGUACACACUCGUUCCAUGGUCAACCWUUUAUUUGGUGUAUGUUGCACAAUUUCGGUGGAACCCUCGGAAUGCAUGGAUCUGUUGAUAUUGUGAAUACGCAAAUACGUUUAGCAAGAGAUGUGGUAACCACGUCGAUGGUAGGUGUCGGUAUUACAGCGGAAGGUAUCAAUCAAAACUAUGCCAUGUACGAGUUGGCUUUGGAACGCGGUUGGAUGAAAGAUGACUUUGAUUUAAAUAAUUGGUUUGAUGUUUAUGCUGAUGUUCGUUACGGCAUUCGGGAAACCCGUAUGCGUAGUGCUUGGCAGUUACUCCGUCAAUCUGUCUAUUCUUACAAAGGAUUAUUAAAAAUUCGAGGAAAAUAUUCUAUUGCAAGAAGACCCUCCACAAAUCUCAGUCCAUGGGUUUGGUAUAACACUUCGAAUGUUUAUAUUGCUUGGGCUCAAAUGAUUUCGGUUAUAGGAAAUACUACCAUUCCCCUAUACAAUCUUCCGUUUGUCUCCCAUGACCUUGUUGACAUUACUAGACAAUUUUUACAAAUAACCUUCGAUCAACUCUAUAUAAAUUUAAUGGUUGCCUACACAAGUAAGAAUAUGGAGAAGUACGUUUUUAUAGCAGAUAAAAUGCUAGAGGCUCUACAAGAUCUCGAAACAACAUUAGCCACUAAUAUGGACUUCUCAUUAAGUCGAUGGUUAGAAGCAGCRAAGAAUUUGGGACGAACGCCGGUGGAGAAACAGCUUUACGAAAUGAAUGCACGGAAUCAAAUAACUGCAUGGGGGCCUAACGGCCAAAUUUUAGAUUAUGCAACGAAACAGUGGUCCGGUGUUGUGAUUGAUUACUAUCGGCCACGUUGGGCGCUAUUUCUACAAAUGUUGCAAAAAAGUCUAGAGCUUAAUCAAAAAUUUAAUGAGGAAGCAUUUAAACGUACCGUUAGUCAGGAGAUCGAAAACCCAUUCAGUAUCAGCAUUAAAGUAUACCCAUCGGAACCGGUUGGCGAUAGUUUUACCGUUGCUCAGCGAGUUUUCCUCAAAUGGACCACAUACGCUGACGAUUCCCAUUUCAAAAAGUAUUGCAUCAAAUCUAUACGAUAUGUAUGAGCUAAUAUAUGACAAAACUCAUUACGAAGAUAAAUUAUUAUUAGGUAUACAUA